AGAUCAUAAGAAUCAGGUUAGAAUCUAGUUGAAUUUUUCUAGUGUGUUAAUCAACCGAAUUCAGUAAAUUGAUCACAAUUUUGGACAAUCAAUUUUUUAAUGUGAUAAUCGUGAUAAAAUUGAUUACAAAUAAUAGUGAAAUAGUUAAUCAAUCAAAUUGAAUUAAAAUGUCUACUGCUGGUUAUUUAAUGCCCCUGUUGACCAGGAAGCUUAAAUAUCUUGGUCACAUUAAGACAACCAAAAUUGACAAUGUAGUUUUUAAAUUACAUUAUCGGUACACUUUUAAUGCGUUAAUUGUUGCCUGUGCCGUUGUUACAUCGUACCAAUUUUUUGGAACUCCAAUAAUGUGCUUAUCCCAGGCCAGAACGGUUAAUCCGCAUACGAUCAACAAUUACUGUUGGGUCGAGGGAACUUUCACCUUGCCCAAGGCUUUGACCAAAAUUACCGGGGAGGAGGUGGUAAUGCCUGGUAUCGAGCAGAAAAAUCGUAAGGACGAAAUUUUGAAACACGAUUACUACCAAUGGGUUUGCUUUGUCCUCUUCCUUCAAGCGCUCGCUUUUUAUGGGCCUCAUCUUUUGUGGAAGAGAUGGGAAGGAGGCCAUGUUAAGCGAUUGGUCGCCGAUUUGAACAAAGCUCUACUCGCCGAGAGUAAAAAAGCUCAAAGUGAAAAUUCUUUGGUUAAAUUUUUGAUCACUCGUCGGGGUUGGUUUGAUGAAUAUGCUCUCAAGUACUUUUUCUGUGAGAUUUUCAAUUUCUUUCAUGUUCUGGUUGAAUUUUAUAUAACCAAUUGGUUUCUUGCUGGUAAUUUUGUCGAUUAUGGUUGGCAGGCCAUGUUUUUCGAUGGAUCCGCUGAAGAGAUUAAUCCAUUGACUCGAGUGUUUCCCAAAAUGACAAAAUGUAACUUUAAUCAUUAUGGUUCCUCUGGAGAUAUCCAAGUAUAUGAUAACUACUGUCUUCUUCCGUUGAACAUUAUCAAUGAAAAGAUUUAUAUUGGCCUUUGGAUUUGGUUUGUUCUGUUGGCCAUCAUUUCGGCAUUUUCCAUAAUCUAUCGACUUUGUUGCUUCUUCUAUCCACCAGCUCGAUAUCGACUCCUUCAAAUUGUCUCUAGACGAUCACGACCACAAGUUGUCAUUGAUUUGGUUAACCAAUUAACCUACGGCGAUUGGUUUAUUGUCUACUUGUUGGGACAAAAUAUUCAACAAUCACAUUUAGCUGAUAUCCUUGAAUUGUUGGCUCUUCAAUUAGAAGCAGAAGUCUACCAGAGUGAUGAAACGACUAAAAAUGGCGGUCAAAUGGUCAAGCUUCCCAUUGGUGAUGAAGAAAUCAAAGCCUAACGAUGAUCCGAUUGGUGUGUGUGAAUAUAUUACAAUUAGAUGUGGUUGAUUACAUUAAGAUGACAAAAUGGUAUACAAACAAUAAUGAUUAACUUUUAGUUAACAUUUAUAACAAUGUUACUGAUUAUAUGACUUUUUUUUCUUGAUUGUUUCGUCUUCCUUGAUUGUCCAAGAAUUAAUUAAUAAUAUAUAUUUGUGUGUGUAUAUGAUAAUUAAAUAAAAGGAAUGGUGAUUGAUUGGAAAAAAAA
Messenger RNA from Panonychus citri (citrus red mite), 1582 nucleotides. RefSeq names its product innexin inx2-like. Lineage: Eukaryota; Metazoa; Arthropoda; Arachnida; Trombidiformes; Tetranychidae. Gene Ontology annotation, cellular component: gap junction; plasma membrane. Gene Ontology annotation, biological process: phototransduction. Bases 168 to 1334 code for a protein of 388 amino acids. The record is from RefSeq and is a predicted model, not a curated record. The transcript has 2 exons. Gene Ontology annotation, molecular function: gap junction channel activity.